CCAAAAUUUUUACAGUAUCCAUAUUUUCAACAACAAUAAACAUUCCACAAAAUGGGUAAAUUCAAUAAAGAGUUUUUUGUAAAACUUUUGGCCGAAUUUUUAGCAAGUCUUUUCGUACAAUUUGUGGGCUGCUCUGUUGCCUCAUGGUACACCGUAUCUUUAGCUUAUAGCUUUGGCUGGGGAGGCUCUGUGAUUGCCGCAACUCAAGCAUUUCGUAUAGUGUCUGGUGCCCACAUAAAUCCCUGCAUAUCUGUAGCUGCUAUGAUAAUGAAGAACGUUGAAGUUGUCGAUGGUUUUCUGUACAUACUAAUGCAACUUUUGGGAUCAGCUUGUGGAUUUGGAAUUUCGUAUGGUUUUGUGCGCUUCGAAAAUUCGACGAACUUUUGUGUGACGCAAGUCAUUAUAAAACCAUGGUGGAAAUCAAUAUUUUUAGAGCUCUAUACGACUGGAGCUUGGGUAUUAGCAAUGUGCGCCUCUUGGAAUAAAGCCAAUGAGACAAUGCUGGAGACAAUCUCGCUGCGCAUUGGAAUCGUAGUCACAGCUUGUAACUUAGCUGGAGGUGCCUAUACCGGAGCAAGCAUGAAUCCAUUCCGGUCCCUUUGGCCUGCAAUAGCUGCCUCCUAUUGGGGAUACAUUUAUAUUUAUAUCGCCGUGCCACUUGUUACCUCCAUCUUAUUGUCAGUCGCUUGGCGUUUCCUCUACCUACAAGGUAAAGAUGAGAACGCCGAGGCUGCUGGAGGCGAAUAACUUCUUAUCAAUCUUAUUAUGUUCAAUAGCAGAUUUUGCUAUUAGAGUUAAGUUUUCCAUCAGAUAAUCAGAUAUUUUUCGUAUGUUAGUAAUAAUAGUCAGAACUGGCGUAAAUAAAAAGUGCGAAAAUAUUGGUAU
Messenger RNA from Drosophila innubila, 885 nucleotides. RefSeq names its product aquaporin-2-like. The transcript has 2 exons. The record is from RefSeq and is a predicted model, not a curated record. Gene Ontology annotation, cellular component: plasma membrane. Lineage: Eukaryota; Metazoa; Arthropoda; Insecta; Diptera; Drosophilidae. Gene Ontology annotation, biological process: transmembrane transport. The coding region runs from base 52 to 747 and encodes 231 amino acids. Gene Ontology annotation, molecular function: water channel activity.